This is a messenger RNA of Pteronotus mesoamericanus, 2386 nucleotides long. It is a transcript of the gene FRAT2, whose product is annotated as FRAT regulator of WNT signaling pathway 2. Gene Ontology annotation, cellular component: cytoplasm. The record is from RefSeq and is a predicted model, not a curated record. The transcript has a single exon. Bases 341 to 1024 code for a protein of 227 amino acids. NCBI's taxonomy places the organism in Eukaryota, Metazoa, Chordata, Mammalia, Chiroptera, Mormoopidae.
CCGAGCGCAGACAAGUGAAGGCUCAGGCCACUGCCCUGCGCUGCCCCCGAGAGCCCGUGACGCGGUAGCUCCCCGCACGUCUCCUCCCGCCCCGGCGCGGUGGUUGGGCCCGGCCGCAACGUCACCCAUUGUUUACAAAUCAACUCGAGCCGGUAGGAUUCCGGCUAACGCGGCUGCAGCGCGCGGCACGAGUGGCAGCCGGUCUCCGGCUUUCGCGUCAUUCCCAGCCCCGGCCCCGGCCCCGGCCCCGGCUUCGGCCUCAGCACUGCACCCGGCCCCGCCGCGGCCCACAGGACUGCCAGCGACGCCCGCAGAGCUCCGGAUUCCCGGGCUGGGGGCCAUGCCGUGCCGGAGGGAGGAGGAAGAGGAAGCCGAGGGGGAGGAAGAGGAGGAGGAAGACAGUUUUCUCCUGCUGGAGCAGUCGGUGACCCUCGGCGGCUCUGGCGAGGUGGACCGGCUGGUAGCCCAGAUCGGCGAGACGCUGCAGCUGGACGCGACGCAGGACAGCCCUGCCUCCCCGUGCGCGCCCCCCGGGCCGCUUCUGCGGCCCCCGGCGGCGGCGGUGCGGACGGAUAAGGCCCGGCCCCCUGUUCUGCCGCUGCUUCUGCCGCCGGCGCCGGCCGAGGCGGUGGGCCCAGCGCCCCCGGGAGCGGUCCGCUGCGCUCUCGGGGACCGCGGCCGCGUGAGAGGCCGGGCUGCGCCCUACUUUGUGGCCGAGCUCGCCGCAGGUCACAGCGCCCUACCCGGGCCUUGCCGAAGAGGAUGGUUACGGGACGCUGUAGCCUCCCGCCGCCUGCAGCAGCGACGAUGGCCCCCAGCCGGGGCGCGCGCCCAGGACGACGACCCGCAUCGGCUCCUGCAACAGCUCGUGCUCUCGGGGAACCUCAUCAAGGAGGCCGUGCGGAGGCUUCAGCGAGCUGUCGCCGCGGUUGCAGCCACAGGCCCGGCCAGCGCCUCCGGAACUGGGGGUGGCCGCAGCGGACCUGACCCUGUCGCUCUGCAGCCCUCGGGCGCCUUGCACUGACCCGGGGCCCCUGAAGUAGGAAGAGAAGGCCGCUGCACAGACCCAUCAGCGCCCUGCCCUCACCCACCCUGAGCUGAAGCCACCGUCGCCGUUGUGGGAGCGACUGCUUAGGCAGCAGGGAGGUUUUGGGGGAGACAUCCAGCCGAGAAGUUACCGGCCCCAGCGAGGCUGUCCGAGAAAACUUGAACGUGGAGAAAUACACGGGCCAGGACACGUCUGUGCCGCGUGAGAACUUCCCCGGCUACCUUGGGGCCAAGGACCUGGGAUAAACUGGGAGAACUAUGGCAGCUACUUUUAUUGACUUGUACCUGGCUUAGCCCUUGGGGGCGUCGUGUUCUUGGAUUGUUUAAAGAUAGGGCCCCAAGGGGCGGGAAUUCGUGAGGGCUUUAGAACAAUACUUGAAAACUUAAUGACACGAGUACAUUUUAUUUUCCGGUGGAGGAGCUUAGUGAAAAUGGUGCUACAAUUGCUGUGCAAAGAAGUUCCGGAGGGGGGAAGAAUGUAAAAGCGUGGUGGUGGCUGGUUGGCCCCUUCCUCCCACCUAAUUGGGGGCUGAUCGAGGUGGGAGAAGUGAAGUCCAGUUAGGGGGUGGAAGGGAGGUGGAGAGUUUUGACGGUGGGUAGAACCGGAGUUGAAUUCGGACUUUUAAAUGACUGACCUUGCCACCUGUGGUUCAAGGUCACGGUUUGCUGUACGUGGAAGGCGGUGGGGUUCCUGGGAGAGCUAAUUCAUCCCCCUGUCCUUUCUUUCUCUUGCUCCAAGAAGAGCCAAGUCUGUGCUUUCCUACCUUUUGGGAGUCUCCCUGAGAGACAGGCAGAGUGGCUUUGGGGAGAGUGACUUGUUUUUUCCUGCGCUUUCCUCUUUCCAGAACUCCUCCUCUCAUGAGGCCACUCUUGGCCAUGCCAUGAGCUUUCUCAGAAACGGUCAUAAACAAUCUCUUGUGUCUCUCCCGUUCUCCUAGUCCACCUUUAUUAAUCCUCCCGUUCUGAUGUCUGCAAGGGACGAUGAGACCCUGGUUGUUUUCCUGCCCUGUUCUGGCCCUCUGUGGAUCUGUGGGCCUGAGCCUCCAUGGGUCCUCACCAUCAGUUUCCUCCUGCCACUAACUCUUCUUUGUAAGUGACUGAAACCGUUUUUAAAAUGUGACUCUCUGAGAGGAGAAAUCUCUGGCUUUACCCUUGUGAAACUUGAUGGCACUUUAAGUGAAGUGCCACCCCCCACCCCAGACUUUAAGGUAGCUAAACCCGUUUUUUUAAAAAAGAUUCAAUGGCUUGUUCAUCCUCCAGAUGUAGCUAUUGACGUACACUUCGCACCGGAGUGUCUGAAAUUGUGGUGGUCCUGAUUUCUAGGAUUUCUUAAUUAAAA